This is a messenger RNA of Oryctolagus cuniculus (rabbit), 1914 nucleotides long. The record is from RefSeq and is a predicted model, not a curated record. Lineage: Eukaryota; Metazoa; Chordata; Mammalia; Lagomorpha; Leporidae.
AUGUUCUUAAGAUCCUAUUUGAGGGCAGGCAUGGCGGUGGUGGGAACUGGACCCAGCCCAGGAGCAGGUGCCGGGCCCGGCCCGGGAGUGGCUGUAAAUGCAGCAGCUGCAGAAGACAGAGAGACAAAGCCGGUGGCACCAGUAGCAGCUGCUCCAGCUGGAGAGGGGACAUCUGCUGCUCCUGUGGCAGAGCCCAGCUCUGGAGAAGCUGAGAGUGGGGAUGCCAGCUUGGUGGAUGUAAGCGGCGGUUUAGAGACGGAAUCCGCGAAUGGGAAGGAUACACUACAUGGCGCUGGGGACACGUCGGAGGUGAUGGACGUGCAGACGGGCUCGGUGGAUGAGAACUGCCGGCAGCUGGGGGAAGUGGAGCUGCAGUGUGGCAUCUGUAUGAAAUGGUUCACGGCGGAGACCUUCGGCAUCGACACUUCAUCCUGCCUGCCUUUCAUGACUAACUACAGUUUUCAUUGCAAUGUUUGCCAUCACAGUGGGAAUACCUAUUUCCUCUGGAAGCAAGCAAACUUGAAGGAAAUGUGCCUUAGUGCUUUGGCCAACCUUACAUGGCAGUCCUGAACACAGGAUGAGCACCCAAAAACCAUGUUCUCCAAAGAUGAGGAUAUUAUACCAUUUAUUGAUAAAUACUGGGAGUGCUUGACAACCAGACAAAGACCUGGGAAAAUGACUUGGCCAAAUAACAUUGUUAAAACCAUGAGUAAAGAGAGAGAGGAUGUGUUUUUGGUAAAGGAGCACCCUGAUCCAGGGAGCAAAGACCCUGAAGAUUACCCCAAAUUUGGACUUCUGGAUCAGGAUCUUAGUAACAUCGGUCCUGCUUACGACAACCAGAAACAAAGCAGUGCUGUGUCUACCAGUGGGAAUCUAAAUGGGGGCAUUGCAGCAGGGAGCAGUGGAAAAGGAAGAGGAGACAAGCGCAAACAGCAGGAUGGAGGGACCACGGGGACCACCAAGAAGGCCCGCAGUGACCCUUUAUUUUCUGCUCAGCGCCUUCCCCCUCAUGGCUACCCCUUGGAGCAUCCAUUUAAUAAAGAUGGCUAUCGGUAUAUUUUAGCUGAGCCUGACCCCCACGCCCCUGACCCUGAGAAGCUCGAACUUGACUGUUGGGCAGGAAAACCUAUCCCUGGAGACCUCUACAGAGUCUGCUUGUACGAGCGAGUUUUGUUAGCCCUACAUGAUAGAGCUCCCCAGCUGAAGAUCUCCAAUGACCGGCUGACUGUGGUUGGAGAGAAGGGCUACUCCAUGGUGCGGGCCUGUCACGGGGUGUGGAAAGGUGCCUGUUACUUUGAGAUCACUGUGGAUGAGAUGCCACCCGACACUGCUGCCAGACUGGGUUGGUCUCAGCCCUUAGGCAACCUCCAAGCUCCCUUGGGCUAUGAUAAAUUCAGCUGUUCUUGGUGGAGCAAAAAGGGAACCAAGUUCCAUCAGUCCAUUGGCAAACACUACUCUUCUGGCUACGGACAGGGAGAUGUCCUGGGAUUCUACAUCAACCUUCCUGAAGACAGGGAGACAGCCAAGUCAUUGCCUGACACAUACAAAGACAAGGCUUUGAUCAAGUUCAAGAGUUUUCUGUAUUUUGAGGAGAAAGACUUCGUGGGUAAAGCAGAGAAGUGCCUAAAGCAGACUCCCCAUAGUGAGAUAAUAUUUUAUAAAAAUGCUGCCAAUCAAGGUGUGGCUUACAAAGAUAUUUUUGAGGGGAUUUACUUCCCAGCCAUCUCACUGUAUAAGAGCUGCACGGUCUCCAUUAACUUUGGGCCGUGCUUCAAGUAUCCUCCCAAAGACCUCUCUUGCCGCCCCUUGAGUGACAUGGGCUGGGGUGCUGUGGUAGAGCACACCCCAGCCGAUGUCUUGCAUCCCAUGGAGACAGAAGUGGACAGCAGGCGGAGUCCUCCGUGGGAACCCUGA